Molecule: messenger RNA, 801 nt
Organism: Aspergillus caelatus
Lineage: Eukaryota; Fungi; Ascomycota; Eurotiomycetes; Eurotiales; Aspergillaceae
Exons: 3
Coding region: 1-801 (266 amino acids)
Biological process (GO): secondary metabolic process
Molecular function (GO): CoA-ligase activity
Source: RefSeq, a predicted model, not a curated record
AUGGCAAGCAUUGCCAAGCAACCGAAUCCUUCGAUCUACAACUUGCAAGCUGUUCAGACAGUGCUCAGUGGAUCAGCACCAUUAAGCCCUGAUCUUGGCCGCAUCAUUGAAGGGAUAUACAUUCGAUCCGGCGUAUCGGUCAAGCAGGGUGGGGGAAUGACAGAGUCAACUUGCUCGGUUACAGGAUUUGCCCCAGAUGAUGAAGACGACGGAAGAUCUAUUGGAUGGCUGAAUCCAAACCGUGCGGCAAGGAUCGAACGUCUGGAUGAUCGCAAUUUCAGUGGCGCUGCCCCUGCGGGUGCUACUGUUGGGGAGAUAUGGGUCACUGGGCCGAACAUUAUGAAAUGGUAUUACAAGAACCCAAAGGCAACCAGAGAAGCUAUAGUCGUGGCUGGUGGAAUCCGAUGGCUGAGAACUGGUGACAUCGGGUACAUUGACGAGCGAGGGUGUAUUUAUAUUGUGGACCCCUUGAAGAACUUGAUAAAGGUGAAAGGUCUUCAGGUAGCUCCUGCUGAGCUCGAGCAGUAUCUUCUUACCAACUCAGAUGUUGCUGACGCAGCAGUCAUUGGAGCUAAAAUGAAUGGAGGAGAGUACCCACGGGCAUUUGUGGUUCGCAAGACAGCUGCCGUGACAAAGGAAUACCUUGCCCAGAUGAUCAAAUCUCACUUUGCGCCUCACAAAUGGCUUACUGGUGGUGUGUAUUUCCUUGAUUCAAUUGUGCGGACAAGAAGUGGAAAGGUAAUCCGCCGGGAAUCGCCUGUUAUCGAGACAAAUCUCCAGUCCAUUCGUGGUCGGCUGUGA